AUGGACACUGAACGGGUCAACACCGUCGAGCCCGAGCAGGGCGAGCUGGACCUUGCCUCGUUGCACACCCUAGCCACGCUCGCCAACCAGCAGGGCGCCACCAUGAGCGCAGCAGCCCUCUUCCUGCUCUCAGCCACCUGGGGCGGGACGCUGACCGCUCACAUCUCCGCGGCCAACAUGCUCUUCAAGCUCGGGGAAGCGCGGAGGGCGUGUGCCGAGUACGAGGUGCUCUUGGCCCACGAAGAUAAACACCCCGGAUCCAUGAGCACGACCGUGCGGCAACUGGUCGAGCGCAAACGAGGUGAGGCUCGCGCCGCUCUGGCCGCCGGCACCACCACAGCCUCUGCACCGACCACCGCGCGGACGCAGCAGAAGUGGUGGCGGACCUGCGGUGGGCAAAAGAAGCUGGCAGACAAAGUGACAAAGCAGCUCACCUCGCUCGGCGCGGGAGCGAAUGAUGGAGGCGACUAUGCUCUGGCACGCAUCGCAUACGCUGCUGCAUUCGCGCUCACCGGACGAGGGACGCUGCGCAUCUCUGCCGCAAACAUGACCCUCAAAAUUGGUGGGGAGGAGAAUCUGCGCGCUGCAAUCGAGGAGUAUGACUGCAUCGUUGCAGAGGCAGGCCGCGAUCUAUCGGCUGCGCACGCCGAGAUGAUUCGUCGAAAGCGGGCCGAAGCCGAGGCACAGAUGGCGCUCGAGGCGGUGCCGUUUGUGCGGCCGUCGGUGAUGGGCGAUCUCCCAGCAAUGCCUCGCAUGACGCGCAUGACACGCGGAUCCGUGGCGUGGCUGCCUGUCCCGGCUGAUGAUGAGGGUGAACCCGCCGCCGUCGGGGCUGCCCCGGAUGCAGCCGCGACAGAGGUGACGCCUCUCCCGGAGAAAACGGCUGUCAAGUUUGCCGACAACGUGGGCGCGCCGGAGGAGACAGGCAAGGCUGAGACAGUAACGGGUGCGGACCAGACUGAAGAGCAGGCGGCGGAGACCGCGAUUCUCGUGGCCACGCGCGUCGCUCGGGCGAGGAGGGCCAGCGCGUCUGCCUCCAACUUGAUGGCGGAGACGACCGUCCAAGAUCGGCUUGCGCGUGCGAGGAGUAACGCUGAGGCGGCCGCGGGGGAGGCUGAGUAUGAGACGGAGGGCCCCGUCCAGGCUGUUGAAGAAUAG
Messenger RNA from Emiliania huxleyi CCMP1516, 1158 nucleotides. RefSeq lists its product as hypothetical. The record is from RefSeq and is a predicted model, not a curated record. Lineage: Eukaryota; Haptophyta; Isochrysidales; Noelaerhabdaceae. Bases 1 to 1158 code for a protein of 385 amino acids. The transcript has a single exon.